UCAAAUACCUGUCCUUAUAUAUAUACAUAAUUACAUCGGCAGUAAAUUGGCUGUAUAGGCAGACCCGAUGAGUUGAAUUCAGUGCUGGGUAAGCGCACUAAUAUAGAGUGACGAUACCUGUGACGUUGGAGUCACGAGAAAGGAGACAUUGAGCGGCAGAACUACACAGCCCAUAUUGAACAUCGUAUAUUGCACUGGAUUUCGCCUACAACGACUUUGUCAAACGUUGAUAUUAAUUCAAAUCAUUUUGUGACUUCUUUCGGACGACCAACAUCUUUCAUUCCGAGAUGUACUGUGACGGAGGUCAAGCCGCAGUUUUAGGCGUCAGUUUCGCAUUUGCUGUGAUGCUUUGUUUCGAUUUCUGCACCCCAUCUUCGGCUGUCGUAUACUGCCCGCCGUUAUGGAUUCCUUGGGGCUCAUCUUGCUACCGUCUCACCGGCCAGGGGGCGAGCUGGGACGAAGGCCAGGCUAGUUGCCGUGAUAUGGGUGCGGUGAUGGCCGCUCCUCACUCAGAACAGGAGAAUACAUUCAUGGCAACCACGACAAAGAACGCAGGACCAAGUUGGUUGUGGGUUGGUUGCAAAUUCAUCGAUAGAGCAUGGAGGUGCGAGGGCCAGGAGGUCGGGCAGGCGUACUCAAACUGGAGGCCCGGAGAACCCAGCAUCAGGGAUGGUUCCAGCCCUUCUAGUGAUUACUGCGCCUAUUUUGGUUCAACAACCCAAGGAUGGAAUGACGUCCCGUGCACAGAACCACCCAAAGCUAUGUGCGUCCUGCGAUCACCAGCACACAUUCAGCACCAGGGCUUCUCUCAAGGCAACGCCCAGCAGCAGCAACUAAACUCGUGCCUCGUCGAUCAUGUCAUCAGAGAAUUCGUCACCAAGAGCGCCUCGAGAUGCGCCUCGGCCUGCCUGAAGGAACCGGGAUGUCGCUCCUUCAACAUCAAGGGCACCAAACAAGAACAGAAACUGUGUCAGCUCAAUGAUGCAAAUCGCGCUGAUGAUCCGGAGAAGUUUCAGGAGGUCAGCACUCGAUGUGUUUACUACUCUGCCUAAAAAUGUAACAUUACAGGCGAAAAACACUUUAAAUCUCCUUUCGAGCUAAAUAUAAAGUAGUCACUGCAUGUCAAACAUUGAGUCGCACAAUUACAUAUAGCCUACAUUAAGUGAUUUCUGCAGAGUUCGAAGUAUUGGCCUAUUCGUGUUUUCUGCUGCUGUUGAUUUGAAUUUUCUUUGGAACAUUGAGGUAUGUCUUUAUGUGUUUUCAUUCAGCUAUCUUGCCUCAUCAUUCUGUUCAGUCGUUAGCUUUGUUUCUACAGAAGAUAAAUUGGUAUAGGCAUAAUGCUUAAAGGUUUGAUCGCUUCAGUAACCUGCAUCGGUGUGAUGAGCUAAGAUGGAAUUGUGGAACAGGCUCUCUAUAGUCUCCUUACAUUAAUUAUUUGCACUGGCAUGAAACUGUGGCUCGGUGGUUGAAAUCAAAGAUAAUUACAUUCGCUGGGAAAACGUCGAUGAAUUGUCAAAAUAAUGGAAUUUGCGCUGAGGGGCUGUACAUAAUAAACGACUUUUGCUCUUCACCGAUAUAGGGCUAUAAUCACGGCAUUGAUAGGCGGGCACCGAUCGAUAUAUCACUGACAGAAUGGAAAGUCAAGAUAUGGCAGUCUUUGUUCAAGUCUGGAAUUGGAUAUGAACUCCGCUCAUGCAGCCGGUGA
Messenger RNA from Patiria miniata (bat star), 1705 nucleotides. Its product is annotated as C-type lectin domain family 6 member A-like. The record is from RefSeq and is a predicted model, not a curated record. The transcript has a single exon. Gene Ontology annotation, molecular function: signaling receptor activity. Bases 288 to 1052 code for a protein of 254 amino acids. Lineage: Eukaryota; Metazoa; Echinodermata; Asteroidea; Valvatida; Asterinidae.